This is a messenger RNA of Fonsecaea erecta, 1230 nucleotides long. RefSeq lists its product as hypothetical. NCBI's taxonomy places the organism in Eukaryota, Fungi, Ascomycota, Eurotiomycetes, Chaetothyriales, Herpotrichiellaceae. Gene Ontology annotation, cellular component: membrane. Bases 1 to 1230 code for a protein of 409 amino acids. The record is from RefSeq and is a predicted model, not a curated record. The transcript has a single exon.
AUGGAAGGAGAUAGCUCGGAUCAUACGCUGCAGUCGGAACGUGGAGAUGAAGACGAACAACGGGAGAAGCCAUGCAAUGAUUCCGAGCAUGAAAAGGACGAGAACCAAGCGCCAGGUGGGACAAGUCACGACGAAGAGAAAAAUUCGCCGGAAAGUCCUCUUCUACCAGUCGGCUUCUUCGAUCCCUCGCUGAAGGAUGUACGCAAAGAGGUCGCGAUGAAAUGGGCCCUUACAGUCCUGAUCCUCUUCUGCUUCAUCCUUUGCGUUCUUUCGCUCUACUGGGCUGUUCUUUUCCAUGUGCCGCAGAAUCUAUCAGCCCUGACUGUGGCCGUCGUCAGCUUUGACGGCCGGGUCUCACCCUUCGAAGGCACGACACCCUUGAUUGGGGAGAUAGUUGAGAGGCUUGCGCGGGAACAGGCAGCACUUCCUGCUUAUGCACUGGGCUAUAUCGUUGAGCCUCCAGAGAAAUAUGGUGGGGACCCCCUUGCGGUGAGACAAGCCGUUUACGAUGAGCAUGUCUGGGCGGCCAUCAUUGUCAAUUCGAACGCCACGGCACUGCUCCGACGAGCUGUUGCGAUUGGAAAUUCCAGCUACUCUCCCCGUGGCGCCGGUCAGAUCAUUGUCAACUCCGCCCGAGAUGAGACCACUUACGCCAACUACAUCACUCCUCAACUGUUCGAAUUUGCAAUCAACGCGGUGUCCAUGUUUGGAGAGCAAUGGAUCAAGAACGUCCUAUCUAACACAUCGCUUGAUGUGGCCACCUACUCUCGUGCGCCACAAGCAUUGAAUCCGGCCAUUGGCUUCUCUUUGUUCGAUCUCCGACCCUUCACACCCGCUCAGGCUACGCCGGCCGUCACAAUCGGCCUCAUCUACCUCAUUAUUAUUGCUUUCUUCUCCUUUUCCUUUUUCCUCCCGGUCUACACCAAGUUUUUGAUCCCGAAGGGCCACGCUCCCCUUCACUUUUGGGCACUCGUUCUUUUCCGUCUGUUCAUGACGACGGCGGCCUACCUUUUGAUGUCGCUGGCUUACUCAUUGGUGUCACUGGCAUUCCUCAUUCCCUUCUCUAAUGACUAUCCGCACAACGAUACCACGAUGGCAAAGGAUCCAGACGCCUACGGGCAUGCAACAUUUGUGGUGUAUUGGAUGCUGAACUGGGUGGGAAUGUAUGCAUUAGGUUUGGCCAGUGAGAAUGUCACCAUGAUCAUUGGCCAGCCGUGGACUGCUCUGUGA